AUGCCCAGGAGCUGCGGUGCCAUCACGGUCGCCUGUGAGGAGAAGGACGCGGUGUGCUCCCUCGAGCGUGCUUACCAACCCGCAGCGGCCGAUGACCCAGAAAAUGAAGGUGCCGUCUAUCCUCCUGAGGCCAUCCCCAGGAAGAAGAAGCAGCAGCUCCAUCAAGGGCUUCAGGAGAGCGAGCCACCCGAGCUCGAGAUCGAGCUCGAGCUCCGCUGCCUCGGCUCGUCGGUGUUCGCGUGCCGGAAACGGCCGGAACCGUCGACGCUCGAAGCUCCUCCGCCGCGUGACCUCGUCGCCGGAGAACCAGGCCACCCUGGCGACCGCAAUCACCUCCACCCGAAUGGCGACUCGACGCUGAGUCCAGCCGUACCCUCGCCCAACCUCGCUGUGCCCUGCAUCGACGCCGGUGAGCUCGCCGACCCUCUGUCGCGGGAGCCACCCGAGCUCGAGCUCCGCCGCCUCGGCUCGUCGGCGUUCGCGUGGUACAGGGCUCCUCCGCCCCCGUUCUCUCUCGAUCUGGAACCCCCAAGCACCCCUGAUCAUUUCCCCUUUCUCCCCCGCUUCUUUUGCAGCCGGAAACGGCCGGAACCGUCGACGCCCGAAGGUCCUCCGCCGCGUGACCUCCUCGCCGGUGAACCAGGCCACCCCGGCGACCGCAACCACCUCCACCCGAACGGCGACUCGACGCUGAGUCCAGCCGUACCCUCGCCCGACCUCGCCGUGCCCUGCAUCGACGCCGGUGAGCUCGUCGACCCUCUGUCGCGGGGUUAG
This is a messenger RNA of Aegilops tauschii subsp. strangulata, 774 nucleotides long. Lineage: Eukaryota; Viridiplantae; Streptophyta; Magnoliopsida; Poales; Poaceae. The record is from RefSeq and is a predicted model, not a curated record.